AUGUCUGGCCCUUUGGUUCAGCCAGUUCAUGGCAUCGUCAAGGAGGAGCCCUUUAGUAUAUUGCCAUAUAUUGAUGAAAAGCCAUGUUUGGAUGCGAUGAACAUGACCUCUGUUGCCAAUCGAGAGCGCUUAAAUUUUCAACCUGGAUCCAGCAGUCGAACGGCUGAAGUUGAUGAUACUGAAUAUUACACAAUCUCUGGGACAAGGCCGUAUUUUGAUGUGAUUCUUUCAAGAACACAUGUCACUCCUCCAUAUCGAUUGAACCUUCCCACUAGAAUGGUGUCAGAGCUUCCUUCUAAGUUAGUCCCUAUGGUUCUAACUUCCUGUGGCAAGACCUGGGAGACGUUUUACCAUGGACGAGGCUCAACCAAAAGAUUUGGCUGGAAAAGAUUUGUAAUUGAUAAUGAUCUGAGAAUGGGAGAUUGCUGUUUCUUUGAGCUCAUGGAGUGCAGCACGACGAAAAUCGUAUUCAAAGUUAUCAUCCUCAGAGGUACCCUGCCUUUGGGUGAAGGAGCUGGAGAUGGUGACACUCCGGAGACUGCAAUCUUCAUUGAAUAGAACAAUCCAUUAGAUUUAUCACUACCUGUGAUAGCUAUUGGAUCUUUCAACCAUUUAGAGCUCCCACGUCUAUUUACUGAUUAUCAGUUUAUCACCUUAUCUGGAUGCUAAACAUUUCAUGUAACAAAAUUUCUAGAUCCACCCGGAUGAGACC
This is a messenger RNA of Coffea eugenioides, 712 nucleotides long. Its product is annotated as B3 domain-containing protein Os04g0386900-like. The transcript has 3 exons. Gene Ontology annotation, molecular function: DNA binding. NCBI's taxonomy places the organism in Eukaryota, Viridiplantae, Streptophyta, Magnoliopsida, Gentianales, Rubiaceae. The record is from RefSeq and is a predicted model, not a curated record. Bases 1 to 558 code for a protein of 185 amino acids.